AUGAUCAACCAUGACGGUAAAAUUAUUCAUGUGGAGGACGUGUGGCUGAUCACCAAAGAACACAUACAGAAAUGGGGUACCUUUAAUCUGCUCAUUGGUGGGAGCCCGAGCAAUGACCUGUCCAUUGUGAAUCCAGCAUGGAAGGGACUGUUUGAGGGGACGGGACGGCUGUUUGUUUUGUACUACUGGCUGCUGCACAUCAUGAAGCCCAAGGAGGAGGACCUGUGGCUGUUCUUCUGGCUCUUUGAGAACAUGGUGCUCAUGAAGAACCAUGUUAAGGCCAACUUCUGCCGUUUCCUAGAAUGCAACGCAGUUCUGGUGGAUGCAGUGAAAGUGAGCCCACAGAGCAUGCUACUUCUGGGGGAACAUCCUUAAGAUCAACAGGUCCAUCACAAAGUCAACCUUCAGGAUUGCAUAGAGAUUAGAAGAGUAGCUACAUUUACCAAUGUUCGGACUGUUAACACAAACCCAAACUCAGUCAAGCAGGGCUCCCUGUCUCAGAGAAAUGCUUGGAGGACAACUUGUGGAUUACGGAAUUAGAGAAGAUUUUAAAUUGACUGAAAUACUACACGAACGUAAAGAACAUGAAUCUCCAGCAGAGGCAGAAGGUGCUAGGGAAAUCCUGUGAUUCACCACCUCUUUGCCUCUUUGAAAGACUAUUUACCCUACGAACAGCUUCCCCCCUUCCCUUCCAGUCCAACAAGAAGUUUAGCAACAGCCACAGAGAUGGGGGUGGGGUCAAUGGGAGAUGCUCUGUGCUGUAG
Coregonus sp. 'balchen' is the source of this 764-nucleotide messenger RNA. Lineage: Eukaryota; Metazoa; Chordata; Actinopteri; Salmoniformes; Salmonidae. The record is from the annotation of a GenBank genome assembly.